AUGAGAAACAGCCCUUUCGUCAGCCCGGCGUCUGUCUCUCAUUCGGCAAGAAGAGCCAACCAUCCCAUGCUGACCUGUCGUGCUGCCACGUCAGCAUCGCUAUCCCCUCCUUUGGGUUCGCUCCCAGACCCCUUCCGAGGCAGGCUUCUAGGCCCUCCGCCUGCGGACCAGCACUGGUGGGAUGCGCUGCUCUUCGCCGGGCCUCUUGUGGUUCGGACCGGGCCUGAGCAGGCGGCUCUGGUGGGCGGCAAGGCAUGGCGGAUGUAUUACCAUGGGAGGGACACAGAGGAGUGGGGCAAGGGCGUGUGUGCGCAGCCAGGCACUCCGUUUGGGCGAGUGGGCUUGGCUGUCAGCAGCGAUGGGAUCACGACUCAGGAUGGCUGUCAGCAGCAAGGGGGUCACAUGGGAGAGAGUGAGUGUGUUGACUAUGGGGGAGGUAGGUACCACGGGCCUUUACCUGGUGGUGCCGUGUUCGACCCCUCGGAUGACCCGUCAGCCUUUGACAGUGUGCAUGUGGGGUGCAGUGACGUGUUGCUGCUGCCCGAUGGCACGUGGCUCAUGCUCUACUAUGCAGGUGGUUUGGACCCAGGUCGUUUCCCGGCCUGGCCAGCUGGCAAGACGGCACUGGGUGCACGCAUGCAUUGUGGCGUUGCCACGUCAACAGAUGGGGUGAGGUGGCAGCGAGCAAAGGCUCCUUUCCUGGACGUGGGUGACGUGGGCAGCUGGGAUGAGCUGGCAGUUUCCUGGCCACGUCUGCACAGCAACACAGGAGCUUUUACUGGGGUACCUCAUAAUGGGUCUAACUGGAAAGGCAAGACAAGUGAGGGAGCAGUUGGGAAAGAGGGAGGAGGAGGGGAAACAGAAAGAGCGACGGCCAAAGACGCAGUUCUGCCAUCGUUCGCUGAGAUGGCGGAUGCUGAUUGGCUGCUGACGUACCAAUCCGUGGGCGACCCACACGCCCCUGGCCAUGCUUACAUGGGGGAGGACGGGGAGGUGGACCAAGUACCAGAGUCGCUCCCUCAGUACUGCUACACCAUUGGCUCAGCUGCCUUUGAUCCGAGCACAAAGACAUGGACUAAGAAGGGGUCCUGUAUCCGCAGAGGGCCCUUGGGAGCAUGGGACGAGGCAGGGGCCAACCGUCGCCAUGUGGUGCCCUUGGCUUCUUUUGGCCCAAAGGCCGUUCGGAAAUGGGAGGAGGAGCUGAGGGGACAGAAGGAGCACAUGGAGCAGCAGGAGCAGAAAGAGCAGCCGGGGGGGCAGAAAGAGGAUAUCUGUGCUGCAGGUGAAGGCAGUAUCCCGCCAGUACUGCUUAUGUUUUAUGAAGGGGCGCGUUAUAAUGGGACGUACUCAAUCGGGCUAGCUUACUCUGCGGAUGGUGGGGAGACGUGGGAGAAGGCCCAGCAUGUUGGGCCCGAACCUGGUGGCCCGAUCCUCCAGCCAAGGUUCGGAGAAGAGGUUUGGGACAACCUGCUCGUUGGGACUCCACACCUGGUAGUGAUGGGUGAGGGAGGAGUGGAGGGAGGUAGUGAGGAAGCCAGGGAGGGGAAGUGUGAGGGAGGAGGGGAGGAGGGGAGUGAGGGAGAAGUGGGGAGUGGCAGGGUUCUAUUGUACUACACUGGGGUUGGGGAGGUGAAUGGAUGUGGGAGAGGGGGAUAG
Messenger RNA from Closterium sp. Naga37s-1, 1656 nucleotides. Lineage: Eukaryota; Viridiplantae; Streptophyta; Zygnematophyceae; Desmidiales; Closteriaceae. The record is from the annotation of a GenBank genome assembly.